Rotaria socialis is the source of this 414-nucleotide messenger RNA. NCBI's taxonomy places the organism in Eukaryota, Metazoa, Rotifera, Eurotatoria, Philodinida, Philodinidae. The record is from the annotation of a GenBank genome assembly.
AUGUCGUCAACCAAACACACUCGUCGUAUUAUCUCCACAACUGCAGGCGGACGUUCAAAAGCACCUUAUAGUCAAGCAGUUCAAAUUGAUCAAACGCUUUAUUUAAGCGGCGCUAUUGGACUUGAUCCAAGCACAGGAAAACUUGCCGGUGAUACUGUUCAAGAGCAAACUCGUCAGGCACUCAAAAACGUAGGAGAAGUACUUAAAGCCGCUGGCGCUUCAUACCACAACGUGGUCAAAGUCAAUGUAUUUCUUCAGGAUAUGAAUGAUUUUUCGGCUAUGAAUGAAAUCUACGCUGAAGUAUUUUCUGAACGUUAUCCAGCUCGAUCAACAGUUCAAGUGGCUGGUCUUCCAUGGAAUGCAAAGGUUGAAAUCGAAGGAAUAGCCGUCAUGGGUGAUAUUGAAGAACAAUAA